UCUCUGCGUUUCCGCUUGAACAGCGUCCAGCUGCCUCGCCUUUAAAAUGCCAGGGCGGCCGCGGCUCCGCUCAGAGCCCCCCUCGGCUGCUGGCCCGGGCUCGCCCGCGCCGCCGGGGCGCUGACUCAGCCGCAGCCCAGGCCGCUCCCGCGCGCCCGCGCCCCAGAGACUGGAAACGCCGCAGCCAGCGAUCGGCGGUCGCCCUGGGCUCGGCGCCGGCCCAGCCAGGACCCCUGGGAGCGCCCCGGACGGGCCUCGCCAGUCACACUCCAGUGCCCCCGCCAGCCAGCACAGAGCCUGCUCUCAGUGAAAGGCCACUGCUGUCCUUGGGCGACCCCCACAAUGCCUGACCGCUCCCCGUGCCUCCUGGAACAGCCAGGGUCCUUAUGAAGUGGUGACCACUCCAGUCAGCAGGGGUGGAAAAUGGUACGGGUCAAGCCCGAGGCGGAGGAGGAGCAGCCCACAGCCGCUGCCACGAGAUGGAGGAGCCCACGCCCGAGCCCGUCUAUGUCGACGUGGACAAAGGGCUGACCUUGGCCUGCUUCGUCUUCCUCUGCCUCUUCCUUGUGGUCAUGAUCAUCCGCUGUGCCAAGGUCAUCAUGGACCCUUACAGCGCCAUCCCCACAUCCACCUGGGAGGAGCAGCACCUGGAUGACUGAGGCUAGGCGGGUGAUGGACCUGGCGCUCUCUGGGUGGCAGUGCCCCAGGGUGCACCUCUGAGUCCCUUGCCAGCCUGCCAUCCCACAGAGGAAGGAAUGAAUCUGACCACCCAGGGCAGGAGAAGGUGCAGCUUAGCCUUGCCCGCCCUCCCUGGAGCGCCAGCGUGGAAUGCCCGGGUACCAUGGGGGUUGCAACCACGGAGCAGCCAGGGAAUAAAGGCCCUGGACCAGGGCCCAGGAUGCUGGGGUUCCAGUGGGGGGAGUCACCGGCCCAGACUCCUGGGCACCUUUGGGAACCGGAUCCAGAACAGAUGCCCCACCCCCCGGCCCAUCGCACAACAGUAGUCUCAUCUUGAGGAGACUCUCUGUCCUUAAAAUGCAAAGUAGCACAUGGAGGCUGCCAGCCAAGAGGUCCCACAUGAACCCCAGCCCCUCCCCGGGGCUAUGGACUAGCAAUGGAGCGGCAGUGAGGGGAAAAGCAGGUUGAGGGAGUCUCACCUGAAAACUCACAAAAGGCACAGGAUAUGGGCUGCUUCCAAGCAGUAUUUUUUUAAACUAUAGAGGGAUAUAUUUUUCCUGUUAUAAAUAAAAUGCACAUUUUAGAAACUUGGAAAAAUGCAGAUAAAUAGGAAGAAAGAGGGGAAAUCACACUUAUAAUCCCACUUCCCAGAAACCACCAUUUUGAUAUAUUUUCUUCCAACCUUUUUACUUGUAUUUUUUAGUCAAAUUCAUACUCUAUGCAUGACGUUGUGCCACCUCAUAUGAUAGCAUGAAUGCUUCUCCAUUACAUCAAACGCUUUUCUUAGCUGCAAGUUUUCGUGACUGAAGCGUAGCCCAUCGGCUGGGUAAGUCAUGGUUAAACAAUCACCUCCUUUGGUUGGACAUUGAAUUUUUUUUUGCCAAUUUUUCUUCGCACAAAAUUAUUGCACCCAGUAAACUUUUUGAGGGUGCACAGUCUUCAAAAAGUUGGAUGGAUAUUGAACGGGGAGACCUGGGUUCUGGUCCUGUGUUUACCAGUCAGGUUACUGCGUGACCUUGAGCAAGUCACUUCACCUCUCCGUGCCUCUGUUUCCUCAUUGUAAGAUAGGAAAAGCCUUGUCAUCUUUAAAGUUUUAUUUUUUGCCUAUACCUCAUGUGAACAAAAGGGAGGAAAUGAGAGUGAAUGUGCUAUAAAUGUGCCAUAGUGGGGGUUGGGGGACAAGGAAGAAGUUGACGACGAUGACUUCUCAAGCCCUCCCUCCUCCCACCUCUUUCUGCCCUCUCCCCGACUCGAAGUCCAUCACCUACAUCUGUGACCUUGCAGCAAGAUUAUUGGAGCAGAGCCUACAAAGCUGGUCCCAAGUCCCAAUUCCUCUGCUUCCUUGUUAUAGGACCCCAAAUAACUCACUCAGCCUCUCUGAGCCCCAAUUUCCUCAUCUGUAAAGUGAGGGAAUAAUAUCUACCUCACAAGGUUGUUGUGAGGAUGAAAUGAGAGAACACAAGCAAACAUGAGUGUUCUUGAAUUCACCACCCCAGGAGAAGCCAGGGUUCUGAGCUGGGAGGAGCAGAGGUUCCAGGUGCUCCCAGCCCCUACAGAGCCUGGAACCCUCAGCUUUCCUCAACUUCUGAGGGAUGCUUCCUACAGGCCAAAUCUCCCAGCCAGAAUCACGUGGUCAGAGGAAUACUCACAGCAGCCUUCCCCAGCCCCUGACUUCCAGGGAUAUGGUGUCUACUAAUUUACAUAAUUCUCAUUGUCAUCAGUUUUCCCAUAACAUGAUACGAAGUUAAACUGGAGCACCUGUGCUCCCGUUCCUCUGAGUGCAUUUAUUUAUUUAUUUAUUUAUUUAUUUAUUUAUUUAUUUUUGAGA
Messenger RNA from Saimiri boliviensis boliviensis (Bolivian squirrel monkey), 2506 nucleotides. RefSeq names its product cortexin domain containing 1 (gene CTXND1). The record is from RefSeq and is a predicted model, not a curated record. NCBI's taxonomy places the organism in Eukaryota, Metazoa, Chordata, Mammalia, Primates, Cebidae.